This is a messenger RNA of Pieris brassicae (large cabbage white), 1073 nucleotides long. Its product is annotated as enhancer of split mbeta protein-like. Gene Ontology annotation, molecular function: DNA-binding transcription factor activity, RNA polymerase II-specific; RNA polymerase II cis-regulatory region sequence-specific DNA binding; protein dimerization activity. NCBI's taxonomy places the organism in Eukaryota, Metazoa, Arthropoda, Insecta, Lepidoptera, Pieridae. Bases 23 to 751 code for a protein of 242 amino acids. Gene Ontology annotation, biological process: regulation of transcription by RNA polymerase II; regulation of neurogenesis; anterior/posterior pattern specification. The transcript has a single exon. Gene Ontology annotation, cellular component: nucleus. The record is from RefSeq and is a predicted model, not a curated record.
UACCGUCGCGAGAGCAACACCAAUGAUUCUACCUGCUCGUACUAUGUCCCCACACGGGGCUUUCCAUCCUCCGGCACACGCACACCCAGAUGAAGAACCAGUCUCUCGAACCUACCAAUACCGCAAAGUAAUGAAGCCGAUGCUUGAAAGAAAGCGUCGCGCGCGCAUCAACCGCUGCCUUGAUGAACUAAAGGAUUUAAUGGUGACCGCUCUCCAAGCGGAGGGUGAAAACGUCUCCAAGCUGGAGAAAGCAGACAUCUUGGAGCUAACCGUGCGACAUUUACAUAGUUUGAAACGUCGCGGACAAUUAGUGCUGAAACCUGAAAUGUCAUAUGCGGAGCGUUUUCGCGCAGGAUUCGCUCAGUGUGCUACGGAAGUGUCUCAGUUCAUAACAAACGCUACAGUGGCCGCCAAUGCCAUGCACAGGCAGGGACCUGUGGAUCCUCAAGCUGGUGCCAGGUUGCUUCAGCAUUUAAGCAAUUGUAUAAGAAGAUUGGAGAGCCCGCCUGUUGUACAACCACAACCAAUAGUGCCUAAUGUAACCAGACCGACACCUGUGCAGGCGAUAGCACCAGCUCAUGCUCCGCAAGUGCAGAGGCCAGCUUCCACAGAGAGGUGUUUGAAGAGGCCUCUAGAAGAAACAAUAGACGUGGAAACAAUUGGCAAUAAGAGACAAUACGCGCCGCCCUCGCCGCCGCACAGCCCCGCCUCCGAGUCUGACUCCUCCCAGUCGAUGUGGCGGCCCUGGUGACAGGCCUAAGACCUGACCUCAGGAUCCUCAUGAUCUCGAAUGCUCUCCAUCCAGGAUUGUGUACCGUGUGAUAGUUGAACUUUGUUGUUUUACCGUUAACGUUCCUAGAACCAGUGUGUUGGCAUGCCUUGCUUGUUGAUUGUUUUAAUUUAAUAAAGUUAGUUUUUUAAAAUCGUGUUAUUUCUUUCGGGAAAAUGCAUUUAUUGUAGGACUUAAAUACCGUUUGUUAAGUUUUUACUGUGAUAACUAUUCAUACAGUUACAUUUGUUAGGUUAGGUUUGCUAGAAUUAUAUAGAAUUGAUUAAACCACUGUAAUCAAAUA